AUGGCCGCUGCAACUAUGCAGACUCCUCUCCGUCUCCUCUCCGAUACCUAUUUUCUCCAUCAAUCAAAUCGCAGUGUCAAAAUUCCUUGCAACCACUCUAAUUUGACGUCUCCGCUUCAUCACAACCGCAUUUUUGCGGCGCAGAAAACCACAACCGUGUGCGCUGUAAACAGGAGAAACAGAUACGGGAUCGCGAAAUCCGGCAAGCUGGUGCUGGAAUCGGCCUACAUCAUCGCGUCGCAUCUCCGGAUUCUUCCGGAGCCUGUGGAUUCAAUUCUGAGAGAAUUCGGAGCCGGAAAUGGAGGCCGGAACGGGUUCUGGAGCGGAUUCGGAAGGGGCGGAUCCGACGGUUGGAGAAGGAGGAGGAAGAUGAAAUUGGGAUUGGUGGGCAUUUUGGUAAUUCUCGGGGCGGUGGGGCUGUGGUGGAUUGUUGGGAAAGAAUUGGCAUUGGAUUCUGAUGCUUUAUUUGGGGGUUUAGGGUUUGUGCUCUUUGGGCUUUCUGUGGAAGGGUGGAGGAGAGGGGCUAGAGAUUGGAUUUUGGGGUUUUGUUGCUGUGCUGUUUUGGUGGGUUUGGUUUCCACCAAGGGUGAUUUUCCCGUGUGGUUGAGGAAUUUUGGGAGCUUGAAGAAGGGCCGGAGAAGAAGAAAAGGAAGAGCAUUUUGA
Molecule: messenger RNA, 663 nt
Organism: Salvia miltiorrhiza (redroot sage)
Lineage: Eukaryota; Viridiplantae; Streptophyta; Magnoliopsida; Lamiales; Lamiaceae
Exons: 1
Coding region: 1-663 (220 amino acids)
Source: RefSeq, a predicted model, not a curated record